This is a messenger RNA of Cercocebus atys (sooty mangabey), 2715 nucleotides long. RefSeq names its product zinc finger protein 91-like. NCBI's taxonomy places the organism in Eukaryota, Metazoa, Chordata, Mammalia, Primates, Cercopithecidae. Gene Ontology annotation, biological process: regulation of DNA-templated transcription. The record is from RefSeq and is a predicted model, not a curated record.
UCUCUGGAGGAGUGGCAAUGCCUGAAUACUGCUGAGCAGAAUUUAUAUAGAAAUGUGAUGUUAGAGAACUACAGAAACCUGGCCUUUCUCGGUAUUGCUGUCUCUAAGCCAGACCUGAUCACUUUUCUGGAGCAAGGAAAAGAGCCCUGGAAUAUGAAGAGACAUGAGAUGGCGGAAGAACCCCCAGUUGUGUGUUCUCAUUUUGCCCAAGACCUAUGGCCAGAGCAGGGCAUAAAAGAUUCUUUCCAAAAAGUAAUACUGAAAAGAUAUGGAAAAUAUGGACAUGACAAUUUACAAUUAAGGAAAGGCUGUGAAAGUGUGGAUGAGUGUAAGAUGCGCCAACGAGGUUAUGAUGAACUUAACCAAUGUUUGACAAUAACCCCGAGCAAAAUAUUUCAGCAAAAUAUUAUCAAAAUAAUUGAUAAUUAUGUGAAAGUCUUUCAUAAAUUUUCAAGUUCAAAUAACCAUAAGAUAAGACAUACUGGAAAUAAUUCUUUCAAAUGUAAAGAAUGUGGCAAAUUAUUUAGCAUGCUUUCACACCUAACUCAACAUGAAAGACAUCAUACUAGUGUGAAUUGUUACAAAUGUGAAGAAUGUGGCAAAGCCUGCAUCUGGUCCUCAGCCCUUAUUCGACAUAAGAGAAUUCAUACUGGAGAGAAACCCUACAAAUGUGAAGAAUGUGGCAAAACCUUUACUGUGUCCUCAAGCCUUAUUCAACAUAAGAGAAUUCAUACUGGAGAGAAACCCUACAAAUGUAAACAAUGUGGCAACGCCUUUACCGGGUCCUCAUACUUUGCUACACAUAAGAGACUUCAUACUGGAGAGAAACCCUACAAAUGUGAAGAAUGUGGCAAAGCCUUCAGCCAGUCCUCACACGUUACUAGACAUAAGGUAAUUCACACUGGAGGGAAACCCUACAAAUGUGAAGAAUGUGGCAAAGCUUUCUACCGGUCCUCAACCCUUACGGAACAUAAGAGAAUUCAUACUGGAGAGAAACCCUACAAAUGUGAAGAAUGUGGCAAAGCCUAUGGUAACUUCUCAACCCUUACUAAACAUAAGGUAAUUCAUACUGGAGAGAAACCCUACAAAUGUGAAGAAUAAUGUGGCAAAGCUUUCUCCGGGUCCUCAAACCUUAUUGAACAUAAGAGAAUUCAUACUGGAGAGAAACCCUACAAAUGUGAAGAAUGUGGCAAAGCUUUCUACUGGUCCUCAAACCUUAUGGAACAUAAGAGAAUUCAUACUGGAGAGAAACCCUACAAAUGUGAAGAAUGUGGCAAAGCCUUUAACCAAUCCUCAGCUCUUAAGAGACAUAAGAUAAUUCAUACUGGAAGGAAACCCUACAAAUAUGAAGAAUGUGGCAAAGCUUUUAACUAGUAUUCAACCCUUAGUAAACAUAAGAUAAUUCAUACUAGAGAAAAACCCUACAAAUGUGAAGAAUGUGGCAAAGACUUUAACAAAGCAUCUUCCCAGGUCACUGUACAUAAGAUAAGACAUACUGAAAAGAAAACUUGCAAAUGUAAAGAAUGUGGUAAAUCAUUUUGCAUGCUUUCACAACUAACUCAACAUAAGAGAAUUCAUACUAGAGAGAAUUCCCACAAAUGUGAAGAAUGUGGCAAAGCCUUUAACAAGUCCUCAGCCCUUACUAAACAUAAGAUAAUUCAUACUGGAGAGAAGCCCUACAAAUGUGAAGAGUGUGGCAAUGCUUUUAACCGGUCCUCAGCCCUUUCUCGACAUAAGAGGAUUCAUACUGGAGAGAAACCCCACAAAUGUGAAGAGUGUGGCAAAGCCUUUAACAGGUUUUCACACCUUACUCGACAUAAGAUAAUUCAUACUAGAGAAAAACCCUACAAAUGUGAAGAAUGUGGCAAAGCCUUUAACUGGUCUUCACACCUUACUGAACAUAAGAGAAUUCAUACUAGAGAGAAGCCCUACAAAUGUGAUGAAUGUUGCAAAGCCUUUAACUGGUCUUCAGCUCUUACUACCCUUACUCAACAUAAGAUAAUUCAUACUAGAGAGAAACCCUACAAAUGUGAAGAGUGUGGCCAAGCCUUUAACCGGUCCUCAGCCCUUACUGGACAUAAGAUGAGUCAUACUGGAGAGAAACCCUACAAACAUGAAGAGUGUGGAAAAGCUUUUAACCGGUCUUCACACCUUAUUCAACGUAAGAUGAUUCAUAAUAGAGAGAAACCCUACACAUGUGAACAGUGUGGCAAAACUUUUAACCAGUCUUCAUACCUUAUUCCACAUAAGAUAAUUCAUAUUAGAGAGAAACCCUACAAGUGUGAUGAGUGUGGCAAAACCUUUAACCGGUCUUCACACCUUACUCAACAUAAGAUAAUUCAUACUGGAGAGAAACCCUACAAAUGUGAAGAAUGUGGUAAACCUUUUAAUCGUUUAUCAAACCUUACUGUACAUAAGAGAAUUCAUGCUCAAGAACCCCAACGAAGUGAAGAAUGUGGCAAAGCUUGUAACCAUUCCUCGAUCCUUAUUAAACAUAAGGGAAUUCAUAGAGAGAAACCGUACAAAUGUGAAGAAUGUGCUGGAUUUAACAAAUCCUCAACAUUUACUAAGUACAAAAGAAUUCAUGAGAACUCAUAUGGAAGAUAAAGCCUAGAAAUAAGAAGAAUGUGACAAAGCCUUUACAAGUUCUCAACACAUAAUUUAUACUAGAAAGAAAUCCUAAAGUGUGAAGAAUGUCACAAAGCCCUUAACAAG